AUGUACGAACAGAAUUUUCGUCUUCAGACUCGUCUGUCGUCUCGUCGUCAUUACCCAUGUCUGGUAACUCAUCUUCAGAACGGCCAGUCACCUCAUUACGUAGACUGGAACGUUGGGUUACGGUUGCAACUGUUGGAUUUUUACCGCGUCCUCUACCACGUCCUCGACUACGCCCUUGGCCACGUGUACGUUUCGCGUCUAAAAAUCUUUCAAUGGAUUCUUCAAGUUGUCUUUGAUAAGGCGACGAUGUGA
Messenger RNA from Danaus chrysippus (African queen), 252 nucleotides. NCBI's taxonomy places the organism in Eukaryota, Metazoa, Arthropoda, Insecta, Lepidoptera, Nymphalidae. The record is from the annotation of a GenBank genome assembly.